AUGAAACUGGUCAUCCUCAAUGACUACGACCAAACCAGCGACUGGGCAGCAAAGUAUAUCAGGAAUAGAAUUAUUCUAUUUAAGCCAGGUCCGGAUAAAUUCUUCACUCUGGGUUUGCCUACAGGAAGUACUCCUCUUGGAUGCUACAAGAAGCUGAUUGAAUUUUACAAAAAAGGAGAGAUCUCAUUCCAAUAUGUUAAAACUUUCAACAUGGAUGAGUACGUAGGGCUCCCCAGAGAUCAUCCUGAAAGUUACCAUUCUUUCAUGUGGAAUAACUUCUUCAAACAUAUUGACAUCCGGCCAGAGAAUACUCACAUACUAGACGGGAAUGCACCUGAUCUGCAGGCAGAGUGUCAGGCUUUUGAGGAUAAGAUCAAAGCAGCUGGCGGAAUUGAGCUCUUUGUUGGAGGUAUUGGACCAGAUGGCCACAUUGCUUUUAACGAGCCAGGUUCCAGCCUUGUGUCCCGGACAAGGGUAAAAACUUUGGCUAUGGAUACCAUCCUUGCCAAUGCUCGUUUCUUUGAUGGAGAUCUUUCAAAAGUCCCAACAAUGGCACUGACAGUGGGUGUAGGCACAGUAAUGGAUGCCCGCGAGGUCAUGAUUCUCAUCACGGGAGCACACAAAGCCUUUGCCCUCUAUAAAGCCAUAGAGGAGGGUGUGAAUCACAUGUGGACAGUGUCUGCUUUUCAGCAGCAUCCUCAGACUAUAUUUGUAUGUGAUGAAGAUGCCACUCUUGAACUGCGAGUCAAAACAGUGAAAUACUUUAAAGGAAUGAUGCACGUGCACAACAAGUUGGUGAAGGACUUCUAGUUUACACGAAUGCCAAGUGCAUCGUUUAUAUGAAUGAA
Molecule: messenger RNA, 848 nt
Organism: Chanos chanos (milkfish)
Lineage: Eukaryota; Metazoa; Chordata; Actinopteri; Gonorynchiformes; Chanidae
Gene: gnpda1
Product: glucosamine-6-phosphate deaminase 1
Exons: 6
Coding region: 1-810 (269 amino acids)
Biological process (GO): N-acetylneuraminate catabolic process; D-glucosamine catabolic process; carbohydrate metabolic process
Cellular component (GO): cytoplasm
Molecular function (GO): identical protein binding; glucosamine-6-phosphate deaminase activity
Source: RefSeq, a predicted model, not a curated record